Messenger RNA from Macrosiphum euphorbiae (potato aphid), 450 nucleotides. NCBI's taxonomy places the organism in Eukaryota, Metazoa, Arthropoda, Insecta, Hemiptera, Aphididae. The record is from the annotation of a GenBank genome assembly.
AUGGCUCAUCACUUCAAGGAAGAAGACAUUGAUGAAUUCAGAGAAUGUUUUUAUCUAUUUGCUAGAGAAGGAGUGAUUAAUAAACUAGAUGAACUCAGUGUAAUCAUGCGAUCUCUAGGAAUGAGUCCAACAAUAACUGAAUUAAAGAAAUACUUUUCAGAAAACAACGGUAAAUUACAUUUUCCAGAAUUUCUGAAAGUAAUGCACAAUCAUUGUCGUGUAGAAAAACUACCUAAUGAAAUUUUAGCAGCUUUUAAAGCUAAUGAUCGUCAACACGUUGGAACUAUUCAUAGUAAACAUCUCAAACAUCUAUUGCAAGGUUGGGGAGAACAUUUAAAUAGCAAAGAAGUUGAACAAAUUUUUCGAGAAGCCAAUGUCCAUCCAAAUGGCAAAGUUAACUAUGAUGAAUUCGUAAAAAUUGCUUGUGCACCAAUUCCUGAUUAUUACUAA